Mytilus californianus (California mussel) is the source of this 1453-nucleotide messenger RNA. Its product is annotated as dynein axonemal light chain 1-like. Gene Ontology annotation, molecular function: protein kinase binding. Gene Ontology annotation, cellular component: cytoplasm. The record is from RefSeq and is a predicted model, not a curated record. The transcript has 10 exons. NCBI's taxonomy places the organism in Eukaryota, Metazoa, Mollusca, Bivalvia, Mytilida, Mytilidae. The coding region runs from base 53 to 625 and encodes 190 amino acids.
AAUAAGACGUAUCAACAGGUACCAGUCAUCUUGACGACAACAACGCUUCAAAAUGGCGGCAAAAGCAACAACAAUCAAGGAAGGCUUGGCCAAAUGGGCUGAAAAGAGUGAAUGUAAGGCAGAAGAAGCAAAGAUUGUCAAACUGUUGGGUCAGGUUCCACCAAUAGAAAAGAUGGAUGCCUCUCUGUCCACGCUAUCAUGCUGCGAACAGCUGUCAAUUUCAACAAAUACAAUUGAAAAGAUUGCCAAUCUGAAUGGUUUAAAACAUCUGAAAAUUUUGUCAUUAGGAAGAAACAGUAUAAAGUCGUUAACAGGACUGGAAGCUGUAGGGGACACUUUGGAACAGUUAUGGAUCUCAUAUAAUUUGAUUGAAAAAUUGAAAGGCAUCAACGUUCUUAAAAAACUAAAGGUUUUAUACAUGUCAAACAACAGUGUUAAAGAUAUGGCUGAAUUUUCAAAAUUGGCUGAUUUACCAUGCCUUGAGGAACUUGUAUUCACAGGUAAUCCUCUAGAAGAGAGAUUGACCGCCGAAGGAACUUACAGAACUGAUGUGGCUAAUAAACUUCCAAAGUUGAAAAAAUUAGAUGGUGUGCCAGUAAUCAGAGAAGAAGAUGAUGAAGAUUAAAGAAUUAUUUUAUCUGAUUGAACUUGUCAUUGAAAACAUAAUGUGCCUAUUUUUAUCAAAAGAAAAAAAUCAGCACUCAGAUCCUUUGAAUCUAUAUAUGUUGAAAUUGUGGGGAAUUCACACUGAUCAUCAUACAGGAUGUCAUAAAAAAUAAAGUUUGGACUAGCUGACAGGAUGACUUCUGAAUAUAUCAUGUGACAUUUAGACAUUUAGGAUGAAGAAAUAAUUGGGGAUUUUUAUACCAUUGCCUAUAAUGGAUUUCUUUACAGUUGCAAGUGUUGUUUUUUUGACAGGCAAACUAUGUUAUAUUAUGUUAUUUUAUAAAUGCAUUUGAAACACAAAAGAACAUUAAUUCAAUUACUAUUAUGCUUCUUUCCUGCUGAUAAUUGUUAAUAAUUAUUCAGAUAUAGUUAAAGAUGUUAUCAUUAUUCAGUUAUUUUUUCAAUAUUUACUAUUCUAUUUUUAUUUUAUAAGUUUUUAUAUGAAUCUGUCCUGUAAUAACAAAUUGUGAAAUCCUACAACGGUUGACUAAAUAAACGACUUCAGAUAAGUUAACACUUGAAAGUCAAUAAGUAAAGACAUCCAUUUUAUGAGAUUUAUUAUUACCAGAGAAUUUUUCCUUAGUAAUUUCCUGUUAAAUAUUAUGUUCAAAUAUUUUAUGUAUAACAAAUUUAAGAUUUUCAAGUCGAAUUAUGAAUAUUAUAUUAUUAUUCAUAAGUAUGUAAACAAAUUCUGUGUACCUCAUAAAGGAGCAGUUUCAGGAUUUCUAAUUUUCUUGUAUUGAUAUUUAUUUGUUGACGAUAAAGAAUAAAAACAUUCCAUCUAUUA